GUUUGCUUGAAGCCUUUUGAAAUUCUCUGAAGCAAGACACUCCAGCUUGAAGAACAGUACACCGAACCAACUUCGCGUCAUUUUCAGGUAAAAUGGUUUCGUUGAGAGAACUCACAGAGCUACGAGGUAACCAGGGCAGAGAGGGGGGAGAAGAAGGGGUUAUAUCUGUAGAGCCUAUCACGAUGAUAGUGCCGCCGGCGUUGCAGGAUGUGCCGGAAACAAUGGCGUCUGAGAGUAGUACCAGUUCCAGCGCCAGAGACAACGGUGGCGACCACCCUAGUGCGCCGUCGAGCAGCUCGUCCUCUGAGGGGACACCAGGCCACGAGGAGGGGGCGGGGGAUGUAGUGAGCCAUGUCUCAGAUCGGCCUGUAAUGGGAGAAUGGGAAAGCAGAACCAUCACGGGCAGGAGAUUGGAGGAGAUGGUGAGGGCGCACCACAUCCCCAGAACAAUCCUGCUCCGGACUGGAGCCAAGAGCGAGAGGGCCGGUAUCACAGACGGGCUGGAUACCCGUCUGACGCCCAACAGCAUAAGCUUCAUAAUAGGCUUUAUGCUGUUGUGUGCGAGGUUGGAGGUACCGGCCAAGGCGAUCGUGUUCAGGUCGCUGUUUCAAUACCGGCUGUGUCCCAACUCCCGAGGCGCGAAGUGGUACUACCUCUCCGAGAGAGACAAGAGCCAAUUGUUCAAGAAUGUCCGGAACAAAGUGGCGAGGUGGAAGAGGCAGUUCAUAUUUGUUCGCGACACGCGAACAGAGAGGAUAAGCAACGACCUCGCUGCCCGGCUAUCUGAGUGGCGUGUGCCCAAUGCACAUGUCAACUACCCUCAAUUACUGCCACGGGACACAGACCUUAAAAAUCAACUGCUGGACUAUGCGAGGAGGGAGAAUCUGAUAGAUCUAGACGCCUUGGUUACCUCGGAGCAGCUCGUCGUGUUCGGGAGAGAUGAGCAGCAUUCUCGAACGCCAACGUCAACGAGCACAGAGCUCACAAGCUCAUCCCAACGAAGGUCCAGCUCGGCAUCUAGGCCGCGAGCUGAACACAGAGCUGAGGCUGCGGCCCCGAGUGCACGUAGACGUGCACGCGAGGAGACGGAGAGCGAGGAAGAUGAGGUCCCCCUUGCUCGGCGCAGAACAAGCGGGGGAACUCAGCCUGCGCAGGCGGCCCGUCCUGCAACCGUACGUUCACCCAAUGCGCCGUCAGCGACUGCGCAGGCAGCAGUCGAGCCCGCCUUUACAUCAGCUUCGAUGUCGGGCCCCAGGAUUGCUUAUCCUGAGGGCUUCAGCUAUGUGCGGGCGAAGUGCCAGCCCGCCAUGGUGCAAGGUAUGCACAGCUUUGUGCCCCCGGCGGAUAGUCGGCGGGCAAAAGCUUUUGUGCAGCAGCAUGGCGGCCAGGUCGCCAUGAUCAAACUAAUGGAUGCGUUUAGCUACGCUGUAGCGCUCUACGAGAGUGAGCAGGAGGCUCGUACACAGAACGGCGAGCUCAGUUCAAAGUGCAAACAGCUGGCUGCUGAGAAGGCUAGCCUUGUGGACGAUGUGAAUCGUCUGCAAGGCUCUGAAAUGGCGAACCGAGCUGCGGCUGCAGAGAGCUGGGCGGACGAGCUUGCCAAUAGGAUCAAUGAGCUCAAGGAGGAGCUAGAGCGAGCCCGUGCCGAGAGAGAAAGCGGGAUUCAAGCGGCAAAGGAUGAGGCCGCUCGGGUUGAAGAGCGAGCUAAGAGGGCUGAGGACAAGAGGGACCGUGCUCAGACCGAGCUGGGUUCCCUAAGGUUCCAGGCAUCUCAUUCGCGCUCGGUCGGUAUUGCCCGAGCUCAAGGGGCAGAAUGGCUGGUCGGCUCGUCCACGUUCCAAGACGCAGUGGCGGUGGCGUUUGCUAACAUGACCACAGAGAUCUACAACGAGAUUCGUGGGAAGGUGCUGCACCACCGCCCAGAUUUUCCAAUCCGCGAGCUGGUAUUCUUUGACGAGGAGGAGCUUGACGAACAGGGUAAGAGCCUUGCUCCCCUCGCUGACACAACUGUGAGGCUGAGAUGGGAUUUAAACGAGGAGGGCGUGCCCGUCUGGCCACCGUCCGUGCUGGAGGACGGGGAGGAUCCAGCAGGGCUGCCCUCGUUUGACGCAUGGGUAGAGGGUGCUCCUGUAGCUGAGCAGGAGCCUUCAAGCACCCCACCCAACUCUCAGCCCACUGUGGUGCCAGCCAGCUCGCCCGUCAGCGCACCAGUCUCUAAGCCCGCAGCCUGGUCUCCUCCAGCUCGCUCUCCUGCAGCUGCUACUGAUGCAUCCAUGCCCAUCGAUCUGACGGAUGACUAGAUUUAGGGUUUUUUCUUUUGAUCUUUUGUACUUUGCUUUUGCAUUUUUGUAGUUGAUCAAUGGAUUCAUAUCAUAUGUACCUUCAAUGUAAACAUCUUUGAUGAAAUACAAAAAUGAGUUUUCCUUUGAAUUUUUGUUGUAUUUUCGGUAUAUCAUUGUUUACAACUGUCGAAUAACAACUUGAAUAAAAGAAUAGUAUACAG
This is a messenger RNA of Rubroshorea leprosula, 2503 nucleotides long. The record is from the annotation of a GenBank genome assembly. Lineage: Eukaryota; Viridiplantae; Streptophyta; Magnoliopsida; Malvales; Dipterocarpaceae.